Messenger RNA from Cololabis saira (Pacific saury), 2755 nucleotides. It is a transcript of the gene gpr27, whose product is annotated as G protein-coupled receptor 27. Gene Ontology annotation, cellular component: plasma membrane. The transcript has a single exon. NCBI's taxonomy places the organism in Eukaryota, Metazoa, Chordata, Actinopteri, Beloniformes, Belonidae. The coding region runs from base 899 to 2014 and encodes 371 amino acids. The record is from RefSeq and is a predicted model, not a curated record. Gene Ontology annotation, biological process: G protein-coupled receptor signaling pathway. Gene Ontology annotation, molecular function: G protein-coupled receptor activity.
CUCAACGACCUGCUCUUCCACCUGCUCUUCCCCGGGGUGGCUUCGUGAAGCCGGCGGUGCGUAAUUGCGGCCGAGGAGGAUCCGUCCGUCCGUCCGCCAUCGGUGCAGCCCGGGAUGCGCUUCGUGCGCGGCGUGUCUCCUGCUGAGCCGAUGCCUUAUUCGGAAAUGCUGCUGAUUUCUGCAGCGGAUGGCGUUUUUUCACACCGGACACUUGUGAGAGAAUGAGGGACAAAAAGAAGAAAAAAACAGGGUUUCUGCUCGGCGUCGGCGGGGACUACUGCAGCCCAUCGAGGAGGGAUGUAUUCAUGAGACUGUGUUUUUAUUUCUGUCACUGCUGGAAAAAGGGGGGAGUCGUGCUGUUUUUGCCUCUCGCACCCACAGAUCUGCCGGUGUUCUGCCGAUUUCUGCUGCUUUGCCGAAAAAUGCUACCUAAUGGUUUUCUACCUUUGUAGAGCUACAAUUUUACUGUGUUUUACUCCCUAACCCACUUCCUUUCCCCCCAAGUGGUCCUUGUCUCUUGCCAGGCCGUCAUUGUAAAUAAGAAUGUUCUUAAUGACCUGCCUGUUUAAAUAAAGGUGAAUGACUGAAUGAAUAUCAAAUAUAGCGAUAGAAUUAAAAAAAAUUUUUUCUCUUUAUCGUAUAAUGUUCACAAAGUGUAAUGCAAUUCAUGUCAUGGGUAGUUUAUUUUGAAGGAUCAAAUACUCGACAUCCCAUAUUAUCAAUUUUACAUCGUGCAAGAAAUGAUGGGCGUGGCAAUCAAACUUUGAAAAUCGACUGUGCGCAUGCGCAGAACCACAAAGUAGUAUUUCUCGGCAGGAAGCGAGGAUCGGCAGAACACCGGGAUCCCUCCGCCGUCUGAUGGUUUGAUGUGGGGGCGCACGCCGCCUCGCCCGCACCCAUGGCCAACAGCAGCGCGCCCGCGGAGAGCAGCGCUGCGUCCCUGCAGGGCUCCGCGUCCGCGGCCUCCGCGGCCAAGCUGGCCUCCCUGGGGCUCAUCAUGGGCACCAGCCUGCUGGGCAACGCGGCGCUGUCGGCGCUGCUGCUGAGGGACAGCUCGCUGCGCAGGGCGCCCUACUACUUCCUCCUGGACCUGUGCCUGGCGGACGCGCUGCGCGCCGCCGUCUGCUUCCCCUUCGUGAUGGCGUCCGUCGGCGGCGGCGCCUGGCCGCACGGCGCGCUCGGCUGCAAGCUCGUCGCCUUCAUGUCGGUGCUCUUCUGCUUCCACGUCGCCUUCCUGCUGCUGUGCGUCAGCGUCAUCCGCUACAUGGCCAUCGCGCACCACCGCUUCUACUCCAAGAGGAUGAACCUGUGCACGUGCGUGGCCGUCAUCUGCAUGGUGUGGACUCUGUCCGUGGCCAUGGCGUUCCCGCCGGUGUUCGACGUGGGCACCUACCGGUUCAUCCGCGAGGAGGAGCAGUGCACCUUCGAGCACCGCUACGUGAAGACCAACGACACGCUGGGCUUCAUGCUGAUGCUGCUGGUCAUCGUGGGCACCACCCACGUGGUCUACGUCAAGAUGCUCUGCUUCGUGUACGACCACCGCAAGAUGAAGCCGGCCCAGCUGGUGCCGGCCAUCAGCCAGAACUGGACCUUCCACGGGCCCGGGGCCACCGGCCAGGCCGCCGCCAACUGGAUCGCCGGGUUUGGGCGCGGGCCGACCCCCCCGACCCUGGUGGGCAUCCGGCAGGCGUCUCACCCGGGCAACAGGAGGCUGCUGGUGCUGGACGAGUUCAAGACGGAGAAGCGCAUCGGGAAGAUGUACUACAUGAUCACGCUGGCCUUCCUGGUCCUGUGGGCUCCGUACAUAAGCGCGUGCUACGUGAGGAUAUUCGUGCGUGGGGCCCCCGUCCCGCAGCUCUACUUGACCGCCGCCGUGUGGAUGAGCUUCGCCCAGGCGGCGGCCAACCCCAUCAUCAGCUUUCUGUUCAACAAGGAGCUCCGGGUGAGACUCAGGGCCUGCCUGCCCUGCUGCCUGGCCACGCAGACCCCCAUGGAGCCCUACUGUGUCAUAUGAGCCCUCCCCACCCACAAAUACUGCCAAAGACAUAUUGAUAUGCUGUUUCAGAAUGUACCCGAAUGCUCCCCAGAAUGUGUUUGUGUGGCUACUUGCUUACAAAGAUGACGAAGGGGCGGAAAUCUGUUUAGUUUAGCACAUUAUCGUUUGUUUUUAUGACAUUAAUCCAACAGGACUUAAAGCCCACUCGUGCUGCACUGUGGUUUCCUGUCAGACUGAUUCCAGCAGGAGUUUACUGCACAGCAACAUCACCAGUGUGAGAUUAACUAUGGUGUCUACGUGUGACCCCUCUUUACUGUUAUUUAACACCGUUCACCGGGGUCAAUUUAACACUGCAGGUGUUGGGAAGCAUGUCAUGCUCAAAAUAUAAACUCAAACCUAAUGAAUUCUACUCUGAAAGUUUUACUUUUACACUAAACUGUGGUAAAACAACACUAAAGGAGUGGGCACACAUGCUGAUGUUACUGUGUGCCUGGCCCAGAAAUCCCCCCGUGAAAUAACCAGAGCCUGAAUCAGAGCUCAGCAGAAAAGAAGAAAAGGAAAUACAGCAAUGAUUCAUAAUUUCCAGCUGCCAACAAGUUAUUUAAACCAAACUGAUGCAUGCUGGGAAGAUUUUCUCAUUCCUCAAACAGCUUUAAUGGAAGACAGAAAAGAUGUGGUUUAUCAGUGACAAAUGGCCUAACGGAGAGGUUUCAGGUUGAGAACUGCCCACCGCACAAUGGUCAGGAAAAAAACACCAAA